Messenger RNA from Naegleria lovaniensis, 1902 nucleotides. RefSeq lists its product as uncharacterized. Bases 1 to 1902 code for a protein of 633 amino acids. Gene Ontology annotation, cellular component: nucleolar ribonuclease P complex; ribonuclease MRP complex. The transcript has 3 exons. The record is from RefSeq and is a predicted model, not a curated record. Lineage: Eukaryota; Heterolobosea; Eutetramitea; Acrasida; Naegleriidae. Gene Ontology annotation, biological process: tRNA 5'-leader removal.
AUGCAACCACUUUCAAGGCUUUGGAGGCUGUGCACAGUAUCAAUCCAUCGCUCUUUUGAGUGCUCGGAAAGAAGAACUUUUACUUUACAACGAGAAAUAUCAACAUCAUCAUCCAAUGCUAGAGUAUUCCAGAGAUUACCAAGACAUUUAAGAAGGAGAGCCAUGUCAAAGGUUCCUCAUCUUCUUCCGAGACAUUUACGAAAUGCUGCAAUUAGAGAAAUGAAUCUUCCAAAACGGGUUCGACAAAGAAAGAGAAGGAAAGAUAUGAAACGAAAACAACAAAGAAAAGAUUUUGUAGUGAAUGUGAAACAGUUACCUGCUUUAAAUGGAGAAGCCAAUACUAAAGCUUUUCGAUUAUCUACACAUAUAUUUCAUGCCAAGCGAAUGAAAAUGGAGGAUAAAUGGGGAAUGAGACUUCCUGUGAAGCAUAUUACAGAUAAAAUAUUUAGAAAUGGAUAUAGAUAUAUUCGACGACAUUGCACAAUUCAUGAGAGGAGUUAUAUGGUGUGCUUACAAGUUGAUUUUAACACAGCUGGAAAUGUGGAAAAAUUGCUAAAAUCUAUGAUGAAUAUUCACAUCGAUUCAUCGUUAUUGUUCCAUAAUGAUUAUCUCGUUGGAAAGAGAGAAGGAUCUUUUGAGUGGAAAGAUAAGCACAAUUUUACAAUUUCCACUGUGGAAUUUUUAGUACGGCCAAAAACUGUGACAUUCAAUGGCGCUUCAGAGGAAUCAAUUAUGAUUUGGAUACACCCUUCAUCGCUUCCAGAAGGCUAUCGACAUUUAGAACAACUGGUAAAAGAUUUAAACGGAGAUAUUUAUCACAGAAACGAUUUAUCUAGAAUGGAGAGAAUGAAAACAGAUAUUCAAAUGGCUACUUCUUUGCCAGUAGAUAUGGUCCUUAGUUUCAUGGCUAAACAUCCAAUUUAUACUUCUUCGUUUAACACUACUUUUGAGGAUUUUAAGAAAGAAUCACAGCUAAUUGCAACUGCUAUUGCACCAUCGUUAUCAUAUACAUCUUCGCAAUCAUCCAGUAAGGACAAUGCUAAAUCUCUCAAUAGCUUGCAAAAGAAGUCCAUGGUAUAUGUGCCAGAUCGUAUGAAUGAUAUUGCAUUAAUUUGGAAUCAAAAAGAAUGUAAAGCCAGAUAUCAAUUUCCAUAUCUAAAAAGAAAUAAGAGAACAAGCAAAAAGUUCAAUCCACUACAAAGCGCAGAAGGACCAAGGUCGUACCCAAUUCUUCUCAUUCAAAAACCAUCAUCACUCAACAAUGGAAGUUCUAUGGGAGGAGGAUUUGAUAUCAUAUUACCCACUGUUGAUGUCUCUGCUCAUGUAUGGUUCAAGCUCAGUGAACAAAAAAACACCAUGGCACUUCCAAUAUUUGACAGAGACAGGCUUCUCCUAGAGCAAGGCAAGCGAGUAUUUCCAAACGACUAUCCUUCAAGCCAAGCAUUUCAAAGAGACGUUGUAGCCCAGAACGAACACUUGGAGGACUUUAUUCAACAGCUGAGUUGCCCUUUAUCUUCGUAUAGACCUGUACAGCUUUUUGGAAUUUGGGGAGGAAGUUUGGAACCUUAUGACAUGAUUUUUGUACCUACCAAUCAACAACAAAUUAUAGCCUUAACAAAACUUGCAAAACCUAGCAAGGACAACAAGGAGCUUGAAGCAAAAAUGCAUGCCAUUCCCAAGUCAAUGAUCGAAGCAAAAUGCAUUGGAUUUGUGACCUCUGCAAACUAUUCUCUCUUGCGAGGAAAGAAGUACGGUAUUGGAUUUAUUACGCUUGAGUCGAGCCAGCAGCUUCCAUCAAUUCCAGGGCACUCACAAAACAUUGUCCUUAUCAAGAGGAAAGACGAGUCCAACGAGUUUAUUAUCCUUUCCAAUGCUUAUAUAAAGUUCAGAAAUAAUAAUUAA